AUGACCGGUCCCAGACCUUAUAUGAACUCUGAUUUUACGCAGUAAGUCGAUUUUAUCGGAGAAUGUAACUCAUGUGUUUAGAUAUAAUGCUUUUAAUUGCAAUACCUCUGCGUUCGGGAUGCUAGUGCCUGAACCUGAAAAGCCUGCGGAUACACAAAUCCCCUCUGCUCCGUGGAUGCGUAGGACGGCGUACGAGCAGAGUUUGACUGGUCUUCAUGAUGAGAUCAUGGACUUGUCGACUUGGCUACAACCCACUACCGAAGAGCAGCUGAUGAGACAGUUUUCUUUCAUUCGAGCUAAAGCUUUCCUUCUCACCCUCUACCCCAACUGUCUGGUGGACCUUUACGGAAGUGUGGCGACUGGGAUAUACCUUUCGGAUUCAGAUCUUGACAUUUGUGUCGCUUUGCGAAGGGGAGUUCAGCCUGACUACCAAAAAAUUGGAAAUGUGUUCAAGUAUGUCGGCUGUUUUAUUUUUGAAUGUUGUUUAGGCAAACUGGUUCAUACCGAGAUAUCGAUGUUCGCGUGAAGUCGGCAAUUCCUCUGGUCAAACUGGUGGAUUCAUUUUCAAAUUUCCCCAUUGAUAUCACUUGUAACGUAGCAUCAAAUGCGGCUGUCGAAUGGGUGAAGCGACAAAUUGUUAUAUUCCCGGACCUGGUUCGGCUGGUGAUGGUGGUGAAGAAGAUGUUGGCUGUGUAUAACCUGAACGAACCUUUUAAUGGCGGUCUAUCUUCAUAUGCUUUAGUGAUUCUCAUGGCUCAUUAUCUAAAUGUAGGUGAAUAUUGAUUUUUUGUGUAUUUGAGACGUCAUCUCUUUAUUGUGGUCUGAUUGUUUGUUUUUCAGUAUAACAAUCACUUCCUGAAGAAACACAAAUGCUUGGGGUUGAUCCUCAUCAAGUUUUUGGGAUUUUACGGCGAAGAAUUUGAUUAUCUUAAUCAGGCUAUCACCUUCUCUGCUGAUGGUACGGCGGUUUUCACGGACAAAAAGUCACUUCAGGAGAAAAACGAAGCAUUUGUUGGUUCUUCGAUGUUGACGAUCAUUGACCCUAUGGAUGCGUGUAAGCUAUUUUUGAAAGUGAACUCUAUUUAAAAGUAUAAAGCUGUUUGCACUUUUAAACUAUCGUUUUUUUCAGCGAAUGACGUUGGAAGAGGAGCUCACAGAAUGCUGGUUAUUAAAAACACAUUUUUAAUGUUAAAGAGGAUAUUACUUAUGUCGAUUCAGCCCAAGAGUGUUGUUCACCAUGGGUCGGCUAUUUCUUUGGUGGUACCGAUGGCACCAGCUGAGAUGGCUGCUCGAAAAGCUGUAAUUAGAACGUCCAGAGUAAGUAUCGACGCGCACAUGUCAUACUGGAUACAGCAAAUUCAGAACAUUAUGUCGAGUCAGCAUGUGGAGCAGCCUUCGGGUUAUCCAUUCAUGGUUAAUGAUUCUAACGGCUGGGUGGUGCCCACUUUGGCUUCUCACAUGGGAUACCAAGCGCCGUAUGCUCAUAGUAACAGGUCAGGUGACAGUGUGUAUACGACUGCUGGUACUCCUCAAAUGCCCAAUCCAAUGCCUUCUCAAUAUUCACUUGCCGAACCUAUGGUCUCUUCUUCUGUUGCGUCGACGACGAUACCUUCAAAUUCAAGUGAGUUGUUGUUGGUUUUCUGUGCUUAGAGUUUAGUGACAUAGACAUGAUUAUGACUUGUUUAGUGUACGAUAACAUCAACACAUUCAUGCCUCCAAUAACCCUCAGGCCGAGCAUUGGCAUGCCUCCGCGGUACAUGCUAUUGGAUGGUUAUGUCACGGCAGCGCCAGUUACAGAGCAACCUCGGCCUCAACAAAACGUGUCCCCAGAAGGUGAGAACCCGAGUAGAACGUCAGACAGCAGCGAGGAUUCGGCCGUGGAAGUGGACCAUCCGACUGCAAACUGGGAACGGGAGAGGUUAAGGAACGUGACCAAUGUCAGACCUCAUGGGGUCAACGUGACCAACAUAUCUGAAGGCAUGAGAAGGAUGAAUAUGAGCGACAACGGUCGAGGGACCGGUCAGAAUGUUCGCUCGAAGAAGCAGUUCUACAACAACUAA
Bursaphelenchus okinawaensis is the source of this 2060-nucleotide messenger RNA. The record is from the annotation of a GenBank genome assembly. Lineage: Eukaryota; Metazoa; Nematoda; Chromadorea; Rhabditida; Aphelenchoididae.